This is a messenger RNA of Lasiosphaeria miniovina, 969 nucleotides long. RefSeq lists its product as uncharacterized. The transcript is spliced from 2 exons. The coding region runs from base 1 to 969 and encodes 322 amino acids. NCBI's taxonomy places the organism in Eukaryota, Fungi, Ascomycota, Sordariomycetes, Sordariales, Lasiosphaeriaceae. The record is from RefSeq and is a predicted model, not a curated record.
AUGGCUCACAUUGCUAUUCCGUACUUCACUCGGGCUUCUUUCAUUGGUUCCGCGGACGGAACGCCGGGCUCCCUUCACGAUGAGAUUGAAUGCUACAAUCUGCCUUACGGCGGCCUUGGAUUUCUCUCCAAUGUUCUCACCUACUUAAACAUCCUAUUGGUGGCUGCCGGCGUCAGUCCUCUCAAAAUCUUCACGGGAGGCUUCAUUUGUUCCAAGAGCAGUCGGGUCUCAGCAUGCUGGGCCGCCCCUAUCUUACCGGUGGCCAGCCUACUGUUCACCGUUCCGAUCGCUAUAUACACGACGUAUAGCUGUCGGAGAAGCUGGGAGCUUGUGCUCAUUGCUAUCUGGAGGACUACCCUCACCUUGACCGUCAAUCUGAUGGAGAUUCAUUGUUGGCGUGCUAUGGGGAACUGGGAGAAGUCUGCAAGGCGCGACGUCGAAACCGCCCAGGCCGGUCUCCAAAGCGGUGAAGAUUACGAAAUGUAUGGAUACGAGGCAAGAGAUCGCCCGGGUCGAACGGCAAAUGAGAUAACCGUGACUCCGAAAAGGAAAGGCCGAGGGUACAUGAAAGAAACGGCUAAGACACUACUCUGGGCUCUCAUUUAUUGUUUGGGUAUCGUUGUCGGAACCAUCGGACUUUUAUCUCUUGUGGUAAAGACGUUCAACUCCUCUCGUAAUGUGAAGAUUGUUACUGGGGUUUUCAUCGGCGUCUUAGGAAUAGGUGUUCUUUGCGCUCUAGUUAUCGGAGGUUUUGCGGCGGUCAGAGUCGGAGCACCCGUGAUCGCUUUGGGGUCGACAAUUUCCGGCGUCGCGGGAUUGAUCCUUGGCUUGGAACUCUUGGUUGCUGUUUGUGGAGAUUUCAUCCUUGCGGCAAUUGCGGACAAUUGGUCGGGUGUGCCUGGAAGCAGCCAUCCUUAUAUCUACUGGAUAUAUUUCGCAGCCAAGCGGCUUCCAAUGUUCUUUCCCUAG